GUGGGAGCCCGGUACAGUCCUCAAACCGAGAAUCCCUCUCCAUUGUCUCUCCUCCCCCAGGGGCUCUCUCUUUCGCUUCGCUUGCUUGCUUGCUCUCUCCAGAGGAGACACACACCAUACCCCUCCAAAACCCUAAAUCCCCUUUUUUGCAGAAGUAGAACAAAACCCUAAAAAAAAAAUAAAAAGAAUAAAAAAAAAAUUCACCAUGGCCCAAGACUCGUCAAAUUCAGUAUCAGAAACCCUAGAUUCGUCUGACCCCCUCCCCGAUCGCAUCAUCGUCCCCGAUCUUCAUCAAUCUGCAACUACAACCUCCUCAGACUCACCAUUGCCGUCAGAUCCAUCUCUCUCUCGAAACUCAUCUUUCAGUCGACUCAACGCCAAAGCACCCGAGUUCGUCCCUCGCAGCAACUCAUCUUCUUCCUCCUCUUCUUCUUCGCCUCGGACCACCGAUGUGACUCAGUCCCAGCCCAGGAUCGCUCCUCCUCCGCCUCCCCCUCCCGGAUUGGUCCACGUGUAUCCUGGUCCCAACCCUGCUUUCCAUGUCCCGAUUGCGGUGCCGGUUCAGUAUCCUCAUCAUGUUCCGGUUCAGUAUCGUCCUCAUCAUCACCACCAUCAUCACCAUCAGCAUCGUCCUCAGUACUAUGGAGUUGGGUUUGUUGAUAAUCAGGAGGUUUCUGUGCAAGCUCAGCAAUCAGGUCCUGUUGAGCCCGAUCAUGCGCCUCCAUUGAAAAAUGGUCUAUCUGAGGAAGCUAAUCAGAAGAUUCUCAAUCAGGUGGAGUAUUAUUUUAGUGAUCUAAAUUUGGCCACUACAGAUCAUCUAAUGAGGUUUAUCAACAAAGAUGCUGAAGGAUAUGUGCCAAUAUCUAUUGUUGCAUCUUUUAAGAAGAUUAAAGCCCUCAUAAGUAGUAAUUCUCAGCUUGCUAGUAUUCUGCAGAACUCAGCGAAGCUUGUGGUUAGUGAAGAUGGGAAGAAAGUCAGGCGCCUCCAUCCCUUGACUGAGUCAGAAAUGGAAGAGUUGCAAUCACGCAUAGUUGUUGCUGAAAAUUUACCAGAGGACCAUUGCCACCAGAACCUCAUGAAGAUUUUCUCUGCGGUGGGAAGUGUGAAAACAAUUCGUAACUGUCAGCCUCAGACAUCCAAUGGUGGAGCAUCUUCAGCAAAUAGAUCAAUAAAAGCGGACAGCAUGCUUUUCAGUAAUAAGCUUCAUGCAUUUGUGGAAUAUGAAUCUCUUGAACUGGCUGAGAAGGCGGUUGCAGAGCUGAAUGAUGAGGCGAACUGGAGGAGUGGUCUGAGAGUCCGUUUGCUUCUUAGACGCACAGCAAAAUCUGCUCAAGCACGAGGGAAGAGAGUUGGGCAUGAAGGUGAUGCUCACUUCGAGGAAGAUGACACAUCUACUUCAGAUCAGCCACAGCCAAAUGAGAAACACCUUGAAGAUCCUGCUCAACAAUUUGAUAACCAAUCACACGAGUGUGCAGUAGGAGAGGAGCACCAAAAUGAGAAAGAGGGAGGGCAGAAGAAGGGGCGGAGUCGUGGCCGAGGUAAGGGACGUGGACGAGCUCAAUACCACCAUCACAAUAACCGUGGAAGUCAUGUCGGAACUCCUCCCUCCAGUAAUAAUUCUGUCAAUACAGAGCAGACAAGCAGCAUAGCCAAGCAACAGCCUCCUGGGCCUCGCAUGCCAGAUGGGACUAGAGGGUUUUCUAUGGGUCGGGGAAAGCCAGUUACUGUUAAAAUUGCAUGAUAAUGAAUGGCUAUAUAUUAUUCUACAGAGUACAGGUGGGUUUUCUUGUAUUGGUUAUUGAAUGAUAAUGACUUAAUAGUAUCCUACAGAGUGCAGGCGGUUUUCUUGUAUCAACCAGUGAAGGAAGAGUUUAUGUUGGAAGUGAGAAAUGUGUCCUCUUUUGUGGAUGGAGUUGAUGGCAUGGUUUUUACAAGGAGCAGUCAAAAUCCAUUGUAAUUGUGAUUUGGCAUUUAUGAAAGGUGGACCUAGCAGUGUUUGGGUUGAAUAGUUUUUUAUUUAUUUUUUAGUGUGUUUUGUAUCCCAGCCUAAUUAACGAGCUUGGAGAAACAACCUUGUUUUUUGAAAAUGUGUUAUGGAGCAUGUCAACAAAAUGCAAGUUUCUACUGUUUUGCGUGGCCUA
Camellia sinensis is the source of this 2141-nucleotide messenger RNA. It is a transcript of the gene LARP6B, whose product is annotated as RNA-binding protein. NCBI's taxonomy places the organism in Eukaryota, Viridiplantae, Streptophyta, Magnoliopsida, Ericales, Theaceae. Gene Ontology annotation, biological process: RNA processing. Gene Ontology annotation, cellular component: nucleus; ribonucleoprotein complex. Gene Ontology annotation, molecular function: mRNA binding. The record is from RefSeq and is a predicted model, not a curated record.